Messenger RNA from Trichomonas vaginalis G3, 864 nucleotides. RefSeq lists its product as uncharacterized. Lineage: Eukaryota; Parabasalia; Trichomonadida; Trichomonadidae. Bases 1 to 864 code for a protein of 287 amino acids. The transcript has a single exon. The record is from RefSeq and is a predicted model, not a curated record.
AUGGAAGGCACAUAUUCCACCCUUACAGAGGUUAUUUUGGCAGUAUUCCAACACGAGCAAACAUCUCUCUUGUCCUUAGACAAGAUCUGUGAACAAGUUAACAGUCCAGACUUAAGAUUGGAUAACGGUAAGGGAGUUCCAGUUCCCUGCACAAGUAUUUCACGUCGUCGCAUCAGUUCGAUACUCUCAAGCUCAGAAUUCUUCAUCCGAGCUGGCCCCCCAAGGUCAUGUAUUUGGGCAUUACGUCCACAAAAUCCAUUGUUCCUUAGUAACGGAGCAUUAGCCUCAGCAAUUGAACAAACACUAACCGAACACGGUCCACUUCAGACAGAAGAUUUUGUCACCUUAACGGGGUUAAGCGGAUCCAAUGAAUCGGUUUUCUCUCACUUCUUCCUUUCUCAUCCGGAUGAAUAUAGCAUGGACAAGGAUAAUCGCUGGUGGUUCGCUAAUCAACCGCAACCAAUUAGACAACAGUUCGAAAAUGUGGUUGUGGCAAUCGUUCAUGCCCUCCACGCACUUGGCCAAGAAUCAUCAAUAGAAGAAAUCCAUUGGUAUCUCUGCCUUGCAACCACAGACGGUAACAAGAGGAUUUCAAGGAGAAAGAUAUCAAGAGAAUUGUCAAGGAGAACAGAUCUCUUCCAACACAUUUCUCGUGCUAAGUAUUCACUUCUUCAACCACAGCAGAACCAAUUCCCAAGGAAGGUUAUCCCAGAACCAAUCAUUUCUAAGGUUUUUGAACCUGCACCUCUCACGAUGGACUUUCAGUAUGAUUUUCCUCAGUGCGAAACUCCUCCGUGCGUUAAUAACGAUAUUUUCGAUGCCAACGAUUUCUUUGGUCUCAGUUUUUCAUGUAAUUUCGAUUAA